This is a messenger RNA of Amphibalanus amphitrite, 2367 nucleotides long. RefSeq names its product cyclic nucleotide-gated cation channel alpha-3-like. Gene Ontology annotation, molecular function: intracellularly cGMP-activated cation channel activity; cGMP binding; intracellularly cAMP-activated cation channel activity. Gene Ontology annotation, biological process: monoatomic cation transmembrane transport. The transcript has 8 exons. Gene Ontology annotation, cellular component: intracellular cyclic nucleotide activated cation channel complex; plasma membrane. Lineage: Eukaryota; Metazoa; Arthropoda; Thecostraca; Balanomorpha; Balanidae. The coding region runs from base 1 to 2367 and encodes 788 amino acids. The record is from RefSeq and is a predicted model, not a curated record.
AUGGCUCGUCCUGAGCAGCCGACUUUUGAGCCCGGACUGCCAGACGCAGCCCUGAGACGCGCCGCCAAGUACCGAGACUUUGCCAUGACGCUGGUGGAGGGCGGCGGCCUGUCGCCACGGCUGCCGUCGGCCGUCCCGACCACGCCACAGCCGACCACACCUCAGCACAAGCACAGGAACUCUCUGCGUGCCACGCCGUCCCGAGCGGCCGCCGCGCGCCGCAACCGGGUGGCCGCCGAGGAGGCCGGCACGCUGGGCCGGGUCGGCUCGUGGACGUCCACCCGCAGUGCGCGCAGCUCGCGGAGCGUGGCCAGCCACCACCCGAGUCUGGCCGAGGACACCGACUCAGAAAUCGGCCAGCUCAAGAUCGACGACGACACGGAGAUGGCCCCGGCCGGCGGCAUGGCCAGGGGCGCCAACUCCCUGUUUCGAAUCAGAAAGCUGAUCCAGUCGUGGACCAAGCGUCGGUCGCAGCAGAGCGAGGAUGAGCGGCCGGACUCGUUUCUGGAGAAGUUCACUAUGGCCGGCGGGGGCACCAAUGACCCGCCGGCCGACGCCGACGGAGCUACCCUCUGCUACGGCCUCACCUCCGGGCACCUGGUCAUCAACAAGGCCAAACCGUUCCAUUACCGGUGGCUUGGGGUGGUGACGGUGGCAGUCCUCUACAACGUGCUGGUCAUCGUGGGCAGGACCGUGUUCUGGGAGCUGCAGAACCUGGCGCCCCGGGUCUGGUUCACCCUCGACUACAUCUGUGAUAGCAUCUAUCUGUUAGAUAUGGCCAUAAAGGCGCACGAAAGCUAUCUGGAGGAGGGUUUGGUGGUGCGGGACGCCCGCAAACUGCGGUUGAACUAUGUGCGAUCGGUGCACUUUAUCCUGGACAUUAUUUCUGUGCUACCGACCGACCUGCUGUACCUGUAUCUGGGUACCGAGUGCUACUACUACGUACCCUGUCCGUGCAUCGUGCGCAUCAACCGCGUGCUGCGCUACCCACGCAUGAGCGAGUACUUUGACCGCACCGAGACGCGAACCAUUUUCCCCAACGCCUUCCGCAUCAGCAAGGUGGUGCUGUACAUCUUGGUGCUUAUCCACUGGAACGCAUGUCUGUACUUUGCGCUCAGUUACGCCAUCGGGUUUGGCACCGAUCAGUGGGUGUACCGCAACAUCACACCUGGUGUGAACGGCACACUGAUGCACCAGUAUAUCUACAGCUUCUACUGGUCAACGCUGACGCUGACUACAAUCGGUGAGACGCCGCAGCCCGUCGAGGACGUCGAGUAUGUGUUCGUGACGCUCGACUUUCUCGCCGGAGUGCUCAUUUUCGCCACGAUUGUCGGUAAUGUGGGCUCGAUGAUCACAAACAUGAACGCAUCCAGAGCAGAGUUCCAGAACCGCAUGGACAGCGUCAAACAGUACAUGGAGUUUCGGAAGGUCGGCAAGGACCUGGAGCGACGUGUCAUCGAGUGGUUCGACUACCUCUGGUCCAACAAACAGUCCCUCAACGAGGAGGACAUCCUGGCGACGUUGCCGGACAAGCUGAAGGCCGAGAUUGCCAUCCACGUGCACCUGGACGCGCUGAAGCAGGUGCGACUGUUCCAGGACUGCGAGCCCGGCCUGCUGGUCGAACUGGUGCUGAAGCUGAAGCUGCAGGUCUUCAGUCCGGGCGACUACAUCUGUCGCAAGGGCGACGUCGGCAAGGAAAUGUACAUCAUCAAACGCGGAAAGGUGAUCGUGGUCUCGGACGACGGGAAGACCGUGUUCGCAACACUGAUGGCCGGCAGCGUCUUCGGCGAGGUGAGCAUCAUGAACAUAGCCGGCAACAAGAUCGGGAACCGGAGGACGGCCAAUGUCAAGAGCGUCGGUUACUCGGACCUCUUCUGUCUCUCCAAGGACGACCUGUGGAACACACUGAACGACUACCCGGAGGCCUACAAGAGCCUUAUAGAGAAGGGUCGGCAGCUGCUCAUCAAGGACGGGCUGCUGGAUGAGGACGCGCUAAAGGCAGCGGAAGAGCAGCAGCUGACCACGAAACAGCAGGUGGAAAAGCUUGAGGAUAUGUUGGAUAAGCUGCAGACGCGCUUCGCCCGUCUGUUGGGGGAGUACUCGUCGUCCCAGAAGAAGAUGAAGCAGCGGGUGACGUCGCUGGAGAAGAAGCUGUUGGAUAAGGAGGGCUCUGACGACAUAGCCAGCCGCGUCAACAGCUCCAACAGCCGGCUGCUGACGGCCGCCGUCGGUCUGGGAGGCUCGGAGAUCGGGUCCCGCCGGCCCUCGUUCGCCUCCCAGUACUCCCUGGCGGUACCCUCCCCGGCAUUCAGCUCCUCCUCGGAGUCUGACAUGUCGCGCCGGCCCGACGACCAGGGCGCCACCUGA